Lachancea sp. 'fantastica' is the source of this 2091-nucleotide messenger RNA. Lineage: Eukaryota; Fungi; Ascomycota; Saccharomycetes; Saccharomycetales; Saccharomycetaceae. The record is from the annotation of a GenBank genome assembly.
AUGCUCAGAUUUGUGGUAUCUGUUGAGAACGCAAGUGAAACUGGGUCGAAGACACCAGCAUCAUCAUCUUCAUUCAGAAUUCUAAACUGGCAUCAAGGAAAACUGACCAUGGAAGAGAUGAAACUCUACAAAAGACCCAGUUCGUUCUCUAAUAUAACUGAGAUGUGUUACUUGCGAAAUAGUGGGCGCCAGAAUCACAGUUCGUCUCGUCUGAAAAAUGACUACCUGUUCGUGUGUUCCGAUGAUGGGUUUAUUCAAGUAUUUCCAGACAUUCAAGCUUCAAAUUCAAAGAAAAAGGUUUUGAAGCCCCGAUGGUUUUUGACGUGUAACGUGAAUGUUGCCCACUGCGAUACUAAAGUUCCAAUCGUCUCGCUUGAUUAUCUGGACGGUAUGCUAUACUGCCUGUGCGAAGACGGGCAGCUGAGCGUCUUCAUUCUGAACUUACCGGACACUUACAUCAAAUCCCAUUCUCCGGUGUUUGCAAAGGAUGCAAUGGGAUUGAAAAACACUGAUUUUAGCUUGGCAUACCGUCGUUUCAGGUUCGAGAAUCUUACAGCGGAGGACCUCAAGUUUGUGACAGAGACAGCUUACACCGGCUACACUAGGAGCUCUAAUCACCCUUUCAGCUACCUGGUUCCAGCCCAUGCACACUUCCGAGACCGGAAAGAGCAUCUCUAUGGCCUUUCAAACCUUGAAGCGCCAUGUUUUCAGCCGUCUUUCACGCUGAGUCUUGGCAAAAAUGUGGGCCAUCUCCGUAUCAAUCCGUUCAACAAGUUGAGCUUCUUCACAGGUACUUUGUCCGGCCGUUUGAUGUUGCAUAAAAUCAGCAUAACCCCCGCCUAUCUUUUGUACUACAAGCGGCUGAAAUCCUUCAUCAAACAGGCGGUCCAGGAAGGACAAGAAAAUACCUGGACGUUAUGCGCCACGAACGAAUCGAGUCUCAGCAACCGCUUUUCCGGCACAGUUUGGCGUGGUGAUCUGCUAGGUAAAGAUCCUUUGGACGCCAUAGAGGCAGAGCAAUUGUCGAUGUGCGCGGAUGAUCGAAGUCGACAAGGAGCGCGCAGUCUCCAACUGAGAUCGAGGUCGGGGGUUCCUGAGCUCCAGCAUUAUUUUUGCUGGCGUGAGGCGGUACCAAGCAAGUUGAAAAGCAGAGGUGUGGCAGGUGAAAGCAAUGCUCGAACCAGCCUGAAAGUCCUGAAAGUCAAACCACCUGUCGUGCGAAAGAAACGCAAAUUGUCACAAAGAGUGCAAUGGGCUCUCAAAAAUGAGGGCAAUCUAACGGUGAAAACUCAUGACGAUGACUACGGCACAGAGAACACCAUUGGUCGAGCAAUCUUCGAAUUUGGGUCCUUCGAUGAAAACAGCAACAGCACUGAUCAAAGUAGUGAUGCAUUUCACAGCACAGCAAAAGAGGCCGAGAAAGAUGGGAGAGGAAUGUACCUGCCAAGUUUUUACCGCAGUUUGAAGAUCCUGUCAAUGGACGGGCGUUCAAAACUGAAGGCUUUGCAACCUGCAGCCACUAGCCAACCUUGCUUGAUUUUUGACCCAAAUAAUGAUGCAGAAAGUUUGGUCAAAAAGCUCAGGCGUGUACCCCGAGACCGCUGGUUAUUGCAAUGGUUGUUUAAGAUAAAUGAAAGGUAUCAUCUUGCAAUCAGUGCGGAUGGAGUUAUGCUGUGCAACAGUUCUCAAAUGCCCAAUUCUUGCCCUUUGUCCUUGAAGAAGGUCAACUUCACAUUGGGGCUUAUUUUGGAUGCACUAGUACUCGUGAGAGAUAGCAAGACUUGCCAAAGUUGCCAUAAAUGUCGAGGAGACAUGGCGUUAAGUCUCGAAAUUGCCGUGACCUGCGUCGACAAUCUUGUCAUGGUUAUUGGUGUUAAUUUUGCCCUUCAUAGUGAGAUUGGUGAGUGGCAGGUCUUAGACAUAGUAAGGCUCCCGGAACCUACAAAAGCCUUAGGAAAACUGACGGUGCUGGAGUUCAUCAAAAAUGGCAGCAAAAAGCGAAGAUAUAACAACAACCCAUCAAGCACCUUGGCCAAUGGUGGAAGAGCCAAAGUUGAAGAAUGGAAACGCGUGGGGAAUUCAGCUUCUUAG